GGACCUGGCCGCCACUCUCCUCUUCCUGCAGCCUGGUUUCCCUCCAAACCCUAGCCCUGCACGCCGCCGGCCGCGCUGCUCCGCCUCCUCCUCUCCUCCACUUCUCUCCUCCCUCCCUCCCUCGAUAUGUUUCCUCUCCUUGCCCGUGCCGCCUCCUCCCGCACGGAUAAGACCGGAUCCCCGCCGCAACCGGCAGAGCUCCUCACCGGCGGCGGCCAGAUCGGUUUCGUCGGUGGCCAGAUCGGUUUCGUUGACGCCGGCGCUGAUGUCAAAGUCGUCCCGCAUAGCGCCGUCCUCGCCAAUGAUGCCGAGGCGGGCGGGCAGGGGAGGGGGCGAGGGCGGUAGGGGAGGCGGCGGCGGCGGUGACGGGGUUGGCAUUGGAGGUGGCGGGGAUGCCACUGGAGGCGGCGGCGGCGGCCCCGUCCAGGAGACACUGAAUAUCCAUGGAUCCAGCAAGGGGCUGAGACUUGGCCUCAUCAGCUAGAGCCUCCGGUGCGUCCAAAUUUGCGGCUCUGUUCUGGAGGACAUCGCCGUGGUGGAGGCUCCUCGGCUCGAGCGGCUCAUCCUGGAGGGGUUCCGGAGCAACGCCGACGGCUUGUGCACCAGGGUCACGAUCGGCGAUGCUCCCAAGCUGCAAGCAUUAGGAAUGCUGGAGCCAGGGAACACCAUCCUAGAGAUCGGAGUCUUCGGAGACACCAUCGGCAUGGCCAGCCCAGGCAGCAUGGCCACCAACGUCAAGUUCCUGAGUCUGAAUGUGCGUUUCGGAAACCACACCAAUGCCAAGAUGGUUCCCUCCUUCCUCGCCUACUUUCCCAAUUUGGAGGCACUGCACAUCAUGUCUGAAAAAGGUGAUUAUGAAGCUGGCAGUGCCAGGCUGAAUCUCAACUUUUGGAAGCUGGUCAAGCCUACCGAAAACAUCAAGUCGUGCAUCAAGGUGUUCUCUUACAAAGAACAGUUGCAAAUAGGAGUAGCGCUACAUCAUCAUGAUAAUAUAAUUAAUGCAUAUACUGAAUGCGAGUGUCAAAUAUGAGACACUGACCGUGUAUAGAUCAGUUUCUCACAGAUGUUGUUGUCGAAGCACAUUCCAAGUGGUGAUUUUUAGUUCAAUUGUCAAACUCGUUGCAUGA
This is a messenger RNA of Hordeum vulgare subsp. vulgare (domesticated barley), 1127 nucleotides long. RefSeq lists its product as uncharacterized. The transcript has 3 exons. Bases 647 to 1030 code for a protein of 127 amino acids. The record is from RefSeq and is a predicted model, not a curated record. Lineage: Eukaryota; Viridiplantae; Streptophyta; Magnoliopsida; Poales; Poaceae.